GGGUUUUUUUCAUUUGGAUUCAUCGGAUAUUUCGCAAGACAAAUUGCAAAAUGGCGUACUACGGGCAACAGCAACAAGGAUAUGGUCAACCUGGCGCUCCUCCGCAAGGACAGGCUGAUCAGAACUUCCUUUGGGGUGUUUUUCAAAGAGUGGAUAAAGAUAGAAGUGGACAGAUAACUGCAACAGAAUUAGGGCAAGCUUUGAGUAAUGGAACAUGGACACCAUUCAAUCCAGAAACUGUCAGAUUGAUGAUAGGUAUGUUUGACAGAGAUAAUUCCGGCACCAUAAACUUCCAGGAAUUUUCAUCACUAUGGAAAUAUGUGACAGAUUGGCAGAACUGUUUCCGUAGUUACGAUAGAGAUAACUCUGGUGCCAUUGAUAGAAAUGAACUGAAAACAGCUUUAACAAGUUUUGGGUACCGUCUGUCAGACAGAUUUUAUUUUAUAUUAAUUAAGAAGUUUGACCGUACUGCUAGAGGAACUGUGUCAUUUGAUGACUUUAUACAAGUCUGUGUAGUCAUGCAGACUCUGACGAGUGCCUUCAGACAGCACGACACAGAUCAAGAUGGCUGGGUGACCAUUACAUACGAACAAUUCUUGUCACUUGUGUUCAGUUUAAAGAGUUGAAGCAGUGUUUUGAACAUGCUCAGACAUUUACUUAUCCACUUUCUUAUGUUAUUCAUGUAUAUUGUCUUAAGAAGAAAAGAAUGUAUGGUUUUAUUUACAUGCUAUAUAUUAAAAGAUCACAUUUCCAGAUUUGAAAAUGCUUCUUUAAGUUACAUAAAGAAAUGUAAAUGUGAUAUAAAACAUUUGAUACAUUAAUUAUAUUGCAAUAUGUAUUUAUAAAAUCACUCCGGGCCCAUUGUCUGUGAAAUAGAUGGAAAAAUGCUUUACCUGGUUCCAGUAAAAACUUAAUGUUAACUUAUUAACUGUGUUCUUCAAUGUUAGUCAGGCGCAACAGACACAAAGCAAUAGUUCUGUGUUGUAUAUGCUCUUAUUGAUUACCAAUACAAUUACUUCUGUCCUUUACUACUAAGCAGGAUUCUGUUUUUCUACUUGUGCAAAGUUUUGGCUUGGCUGAAUGAAUUGUAUUUCAAUUGAUAAUCUAUUUUAAAAAAAUGUAGGUUUAUUUUUUUGUAAAUUGUACAAAUAUUUUUCCCACCAAAGUGAAAUAUACAUUUAUUAUUCUUUAAUGUUUGGAAUACAUACAUAUGAUGUUUUGUUGAUACUAUGUACAAUACACCUGUAAUAUAACUAUGGUAAAAACCAGACAAUAUGUAAUAGAUUUAAAAGCUCAUAUUUCAGCAUUAUUAUUAAAAUGUAACAUCAUUGUAAAAUAAUGGAAUAUGCUUUUGAAGUUUUAAUUAUAUUUUUUUCUGUUUAAAGGUAUUUUUUCCCUUUACGUCUUGAACAGAUUAUGUUAAAAUUGAAAGAUUUCAUUGUAUUGAAUAAUGUUGUUUAGUAAUCAUCAAAGUUUGUCUUAUUCAAAAUAAAUGUCAGCAUUCUCAUGUACAUGGCUAAGCCACUGUUCUAAGAUUUGCAUUAAUUUCACUUACCUUUAACCUCUGGGUUCAAGCCCGGCCCAGGUUGUCAGUUGAGGUAGCAGAGUAAGGAAUAGGGGAGCCGUAAUCUGUAAAUUUAAGUGUAGACUGCUCAACCUGGAGGUCAUAUUUUUUAGCCAUCGUGGGGUCAUGUAUUGACCUUUUGUGACAUCAGUAUUUGUUUUUCAGGAAGUAGUAUUGAACAUGAUUCAAAUAAGAACCAAGCUUUUGUCACAGUCUAGCUAGUUUAAUUACUGUGAAAUCAUUUAAUUUCGUGGGCAUGAAAUUUCGUGGUUUUGGUCAAAACGGCAAUUUCAUGGGGAUAUGAAUUCGUGGAUUUCAUCUUUUAAACAUAAAAUGAAUGGGAAUUUUACUUGUUCGUUGGGAUUAAAUUUCGUGGAUUGACUCAUCCACGAAAUCCACGAAAAUUAGUCCCCCACGAAUAUUAAUGAUUUCACAGUAAUAUAGAAACAUUGAGGAAGCCACCUACCUUGCCUGUGCAAGAUCAGUAGUCUUAAGUUACACAUAGGUGCCUGAAAUAAUUGCAGGAGGUACUACAGCAUUAAAUACUCUGACCCACAGUAAACACUAUUAUCCUGUGUUAAUGAUAUUGAGGUGUUAACAGAGGAUUUAGUCUUGUUGUUGUAGCCUAGGGCAUGUUGUGAGGAACAAACAGAAAUGACAAUUGUUUAAUUCUAAAUAUAGAAAAAACUUCAUUACACUACCUAUGUCAAAGUUAACACAUAUUGUUGUUGUUUAUGUAUUAGGUUGUCAGGGUACGGUUCAUAUGAUAAUAAUUACAAUAUCUAAUAAUUUAAGCAACCCUGCUUGGUUGCCUCAAUAGGGAGAAAGCAGAUCUAAGGAUCGUGGGGUCGUGAGUUCGAUCUUUGGGCAAGACCUGUUCUCCCUGACAAUUUGAUAAAAGGUAACGCGCCUGAAAUUGUUUGUCCUCCACCUCAGAUUCAUGUGGGGAAGUUGGCAGUCACUUGCUGAGAACAGGUUAGUACUGGCACAGGGUCCAUAAAUAUAUAUUAUGAUCACAGAUAAUCCACCACUAUGUUACAAAACUAAAAAUACAGCAACAAAAUGUUUCCAAACCUGCAGAAAAGAGAGUGUCUUCUGCAAAAUGCAAAAGAAGAGUGCAUGGUGUUACGAAACCAAGUAUUUAUUUCUUGUAUAUUUAUUUCAAUAACACUUUUGCUCCACAUGCCGAUAUCUUUCUGAGUGUUGUUGUUUUAAUUUAUUGUUGAAUGAACAUACUUAUAGGGUUUGUUCUUUAUAAGAACCAUAUAUUGCUUACAUUUUAUUAUAUGCAGUGCUGUAGUUUUUUAUUAGCUUAAAUUUUGUUUAUAACCAGUACUGUAAUAAGUGGGUAAAAAGAUGUAAUCAGGAAGACAAAUUGGGAGAUUUACAGAACCUGGCUAUAGUCUGAGGUGUGUGUUACAGAAACUUUGUAUACUCUUAUAGAAACUUGGUAUACUCCGAGGCAUGUCUUACAGGAUCUAGCUAUACUAUUAGGCAUGUCUUAUAGAAACUGGGUAUGCUUUGAGGUGUGUCUUACAGGAACUGGCUAUACACGGAGGCGUGCCUUAUAGAAACUGGCUAUACUCGAGUGUCUUACAGAAAAAUGGCUAUACCCUGUGGCACGUCUUACAGGAAAUGGCUAUUCUAUGAGGCAUGUCUUACAGAAAAAUGUGAGAAAAAUAAAUGCUUAGCUUCAUAUCAAUAUAUACUUAGCCAUUAAAUUAUGAUAUUGGGCCUAUGUUGCCGAGUAGUUAAGGUCUCAGACUUCAGAUUACUUGCCCCUGACGCCCCAUGUGGUUCUGGAUCCAUCUAUGUAUGAAAAGAAUUGGAACCACUGCCUUACCCUUGCAUGAUCGUAAGAGGCGACUAGUAGGGUCUUAACACUUGGUUUUGCAUUAUCUCUGUGAUUCCGGCAGGUAUGCAAAUUUUGAUUCCAUACCUCAUGUUUUUAUUCCGAUGUAAAUUAGAUGUGAAACCAAAAUUUGUAGUCCUGUUUGGCGCCAUAUAACCUGUACUGUGUUGGUGCGCCGUAAAGCCCAAAUAAAUAAAUAAAUACUAGCCCCUGACUGCUGUGUGUUUGAAACCUCACAUGGAGUGUAGACCUCUUUUGUUUGAGGAAGCUAUCCAGCUGGCUUACAAGUCUAUGGUUCUACCCAGAUGCCCUCCUGUACCUGAAAUAAUGGCUGGAGAGGCACCUAGGAUUUUCCUCCACCAUCAUAAGCUGGAAAGUGACAGUGUUGUCUGUUUGAUGACCUUUGGAUAUUAUUGGCAGAUAGAUAGGAUGUACUUUACGCACGUAUACAAACUUAUGAAUUCUUAACCACUCUUUUGUCUAAAAGCUUUGUCAUAUCAAAUUGCAUGUACAUAUAAGUGUGCUGUUAAAAUUUAUUUUAGAUUGUAUUUGAAGUAUGACUUUGUUUAGAUUGGUGUUUAAUACAAUAUUAUACACGUACUUGAGCGUCCUGUAACACAUUUUGAAACCCACUAAAUUUUUGUUUGUUUCGUUGACAGUAAUAUUCGUGAUGACUUGUACUACAUCAUACAACCUCUCCAGAGCGACCCUCUCUUAAGCAAAAACCUCUCUAUAACAACAUCAUCAAAAUUUCCUUAAGCUGAAAUAUACUACCAAAUUUACCACUCCAGAAAAACAACCUCUACACAACAGUCAAUAUUUCUAUCUCCCAAAGAGUGUUGCUAUACGGAGGCUGCACUGUAUAUAACCAUUUAUUACUUACUGUACUGAAAUAACUUGAACUGAUAUAUAAGAAAUAAUUACUAACUACAUGUACCAUUAUCAUAAAGCAGUAAAAUAACAUUUUCUUUUAUGGUCACAUUGCAUUCCAUUUAAGUCUACCUCUUAAACAUGUUUCUUUAAGACAAUCUCAUAAUCUCCAGUUUUGUUAUUUACGCAGGAAUUAAUUUAGAAGAAAGACAUGUUUUGUUGACGCAUCUUUUUUUAACUCUACUGAUACACAAGUCUAGAAAUAUUGUAUGCCAUUUAAGUAACUGAAUAACUGUUUUGUGUCCUGAAAUCAGUUUAAAUGACAACUCUAAUCAUUGCCAAAUAUUUCAGAAAUAAGCAAAAAAAAAAAAAAAAAAAACCCAAAAUACCCAGACCAGUCAAGAAUUUAAUCUGUGACUUCAGACAGUGGUGUAGGAAGACUUUACAACUGUUGCAUGCAGAUUGAGCUUUUGUUAACUCUCAUUUGAAGCAAAGUAAUGGUGAUUUGUUUUGUAAAGAGACAUGAUAAUAGCUUUGGAUUGAUUUUUUUUUUUAGAAACAUUGAACAUCAGAAGUGCAUGUUGCAUUAUCUUCAUUUUUUAUACUAAAGUGCUUUUGUGUUUAGUUUUUACUUUUCAUAUCAUUGUGUGAAACUCACAAUGUGAUUUAUUGUUAAUUUACUGUGCUUUUCAUGUUACUGUGCUAUCUAUAAUUACAAUACGCAUGUAUAUGUAGAAAACAAUUACUAAUAAAAUAUGAAAACUGAAAA
Messenger RNA from Mercenaria mercenaria, 5055 nucleotides. Its product is annotated as programmed cell death protein 6-like. Gene Ontology annotation, molecular function: calcium ion binding. The coding region runs from base 51 to 626 and encodes 191 amino acids. The record is from RefSeq and is a predicted model, not a curated record. Lineage: Eukaryota; Metazoa; Mollusca; Bivalvia; Venerida; Veneridae. The transcript has 6 exons.